Messenger RNA from Microplitis mediator, 731 nucleotides. RefSeq lists its product as uncharacterized. Lineage: Eukaryota; Metazoa; Arthropoda; Insecta; Hymenoptera; Braconidae. Bases 66 to 539 code for a protein of 157 amino acids. The transcript has 2 exons. The record is from RefSeq and is a predicted model, not a curated record.
GAUUAAAAAUAUGUCAAAAAUAAAUUCAGUAGUCACGUAGAAAUUGAACUGUAAUUAAAAAAAAAAUGAACUUUCUUAUAAUGUUCAUUUUAAUGAUUUUUUUAACAAUAACAAAUGCACGUUCUGUUUAUUUAAACGAGCCGAAGAAUAAUUACGGAAAUCGCGGGCACUCGAAUUAUCCAGAAGAAAAUCAUUUCAAUAACAAUAAUGAGCAAUCCUCACGGGAUCUAGACUUGUCAUUUUCUCUCGGUGGUGAUGAUGAAAUUGAUAAAACUGUUAGCCCAUUAAUUCAAAAGGUUUACUUACCAGAAUAUCCAGAAAUAACUCGAGAGCUAGAAAACCCAACAGUUUACUAUAAAUUAACACAAGUACCAAUGCCAUUAUUAUCAUCAUCAUCAUCAAAAAGAAUACUUUACGAGCCAGCGAUGCUUCCGUUACAGUACCAACGAAAUCAUAAAUUAAUAAAAUUAAAUAACUCACAGAAAGGUGAAAUUAUUUUAGAAUUUCGUGUAACUGUCAAUAACAAUAAUGCCAGUUAAAACCUUGAAUCCGAUUUUAUUCUUUUAUUCAUUUGAUUAUUAAUUAUUACUUUAGAAUAGAAUACAUAUUGUGAAUUAUAUGGUACGUAUAAGUAAAAUUUUAUAUUAAUUGUAAUUUACAAAAUGGAAUUUUCUUGGUGGUUAAUUUAUGGGAGAUAAAAUUAAAAAAUAAAUUUUCUUUUACUUCUGAAA